Messenger RNA from Dissoconium aciculare CBS 342.82, 843 nucleotides. Its product is annotated as ClpP/crotonase. The transcript has 4 exons. Gene Ontology annotation, molecular function: delta(3,5)-delta(2,4)-dienoyl-CoA isomerase activity. Gene Ontology annotation, cellular component: mitochondrion. Bases 1 to 843 code for a protein of 280 amino acids. The record is from RefSeq and is a predicted model, not a curated record. NCBI's taxonomy places the organism in Eukaryota, Fungi, Ascomycota, Dothideomycetes, Mycosphaerellales, Dissoconiaceae.
AUGUCCAACUACGAUAACAUCAAAUUCAUCCGCAUCACGUUCCCUGCGGAAAAUGUCGCACAUGUGGAGCUCAAUCGCCCGGAGAAAUUGAAUGCCUUUACGACCGAAAUGUUCGCCAACCUCGGCCUCGCUUUCGACCGUCUGUCCAAAGACUCCGCCGUGCGAUGUAUCGUCCUCUCUGGAGCAGGCGAUCGGGCGUUUACUUCCGGCCUAGACGUGACGGCAUCCAGCGGCGGGCCGGUUUUCUCAAAGGACUCUGACGACGACGUCGCGCGCCGAGCCCGGAACAUUCGUCACCAUAUCGAUGAGUUGCAGUAUAGCAUCAGCGCGCUGGAACGCUGCGAAAAGCCCGUCAUCGCUCUUUGCCAUGGCAUCUCAUUCGGCGCCGCCGUCGAUAUCGCCGUCGCAUCCGACAUCCGCUAUUGCGUAGCCGACUCACGCUUCAGCAUCAAAGAAGUCGACAUCGGGCUUGCCGCCGACCUCGGAACGCUGACACGACUUCCCAAAAUCGGGGUAUCCUAUAGCUGGGCGAAAGAAGCCGCGUACAGCGCCCGGAUAUUCUCCGGCGAGGAGGCCGGACGGGUCGGGUUCGCGAGUCGGGUUUUCAAGUCCAAGGGGGAGAUGGUGGAGGCGGCAUUGGAGACGGCGAAAGUCAUCGCGGCGAAAAGUCCCGUGGCGGUGCAGGGCACCAAGGCCCUGCUGGAUUUCUCCAGGGAUCGCUCGGUCGAGGAUGGAUUGAGGUACACGGCGGUGUGGAAUGCGGCGAUGUUGCAGACGGAGGAUGUGGGCAAAGCGAUGAUGAGUGGGCUAAGGAAGACAAAGCCUACUUUUGAGAAACUUUAA